GCGGGGCACAUGAGAAAUACGCACAUAUAUACGCACGCUCGCUCGCGGUACAGCCGUGCCGCGCUAUUAUUAGUCCGCGGUCAUCGUAGAGGAGUCUCUAAUGUGCGCGAGCGCGAGCGAAGACACGACGGCGACGACGCAUGCACGUUCGACGCGGAAAAGUCGCGCCUCUCGUUCGGAAAAAAAAAAAAACUCGCCGUCGCCCUCGGGAAAUUUGUCUUCGUGCGUGUCUUCGAGAAUCGUUUGGACGGUGUAGCGUAGACCGAUUCUUUGAUUCUCCGGUGACUCGCGCGCAAGAAGAAGGAUUUCAGUUCGCAUCCGCUUGUUACACUUCGGAAAGGAUGAUUCUCGCACGCUCUUCACUAUGAAGGAUGCGGUUUUGCCGAAAAGAAGUAAUAACGUAACUACCUCGAAGCCGAAACCAUCCAUCGAGAUAUAUCGACCUCCAGGUGGGAGAGCGGAAGGAACCACGGCGAACGUCACCAAUCUCCGACUGAACGUGCAUGCCAAGGAGUUCACUAUGAAGCAGAACGACUCGCAUUCUUCCAAGUCCCGCAUUAACUCCUCGGAGCGAUCUUCGUACUAUCUGCAACACAGCAAAUCGAGCGGCAAUGUUCACCGGUAUCUCUACCCUCAGCAGCAACAACAGUUGCAACAGCAUCAACUCACGUCCCGUCAAAGUAGUCACUAUCCAACGAAUUCCACGCUACGUCAAUCCUAUCCCUUGGAUACAUCUGCGUCCAGCGGGAAUAUUUUGCAUACCGCAAAUCGAGUGCAUUUCAACAUGGAUCAAAACGAAGCCAAGACGAAUUCGGUGCAGAAACCGGGCAAACUAACGAAAUCGCACACCUUCGUGUCCACCUACGGACUGAAACGUUCGAAAAAUUUAACGUCGACGGACGUGCUGGCCGCCAAAGCUCACAACAUCGCGGACGCUUCCGAACUCGGAAAAUUUCCCCCGCCUGUUCAGGAUAUACUUUUGCGAGCGAUAGAAGAUCCCAAUCUUUUAAAUGCCAGAACUUUGAUGGAACUGGUGCGGCACAUUUUGGAGAGAGUGGUGGAGAAUCGUAAAUACGCCGAGCCGGCUGCUAAAAUUUGCAUCACAAUUAUAGAGAAAGAGACAAAGGAAACUUUUCUGGAGUCCUUGUUGAACACGUGCCAACAGUGGUAUCAAGAUCGUGCUAAAUUAUUACACGAUGACUUGAGUUGUCAUCGGUACUCGGCCUUUAUGAUGUUUCUUAAUGAGAUGUACUGUCAGCUGAAGCGACGGCAGCUGCAGCUGAAGACGCAACAAGAGGGCGUGCCACCCGGACGCAUGCUCCUCACGCUGCUUUGGAAAUGUUGCCAGGAUUGUUUACAACCGCCCGUUAUCAACUCGCUCGCCGAGACGAACUGUCUGUUCUUCAUUCUUACGUGCAUCGGCAAGGAUCUGGACGCGGAAUUGCCGGCGCAGCUGCAGCAGCUGCUCGGAAGCGUGCGCGACGCCUUUCUGGCGGAAGAGACGACGCUGGUGUCGGUGAAGCGGAUGUUGCUGCAGCUGAUCGAGCUUCACGCCGCUCAUUGGCAGCUACCGGCACCGGCGGUGAUCUACUACUACCCCUCGAAUUCGAACUCGAAAUGACCGCAACUUCGUUACAACGUUCUCUCUCUUUCUCUCUUUCUUUCUCUUACUCUUUCUUUCCGUCCGUCUUUUUUGGAAUACGUGCAAGAAAAUUUUGCACGAGUAUCUAAGAGAAUCGAACGGUGUGCGCGCGCACGGAUGCAUUUUGACUACUUCAAUUUAAAAAAAAAAAAAAAAAA
This is a messenger RNA of Pseudomyrmex gracilis, 1800 nucleotides long. RefSeq names its product MIF4G domain-containing protein. Gene Ontology annotation, molecular function: RNA binding; protein binding; translation activator activity. The transcript has 9 exons. Gene Ontology annotation, biological process: regulation of translational initiation. Lineage: Eukaryota; Metazoa; Arthropoda; Insecta; Hymenoptera; Formicidae. Gene Ontology annotation, cellular component: cytosol. The coding region runs from base 365 to 1621 and encodes 418 amino acids. The record is from RefSeq and is a predicted model, not a curated record.